AUGCCCAUCCCCACACGCUCCGUCUCACUACGGGAGCCCCGGAAACCGGGCUCGAGUAUCGCACGACAUACAUCUGGCAAGACUGCGAGUUCGACGCAAACGCAAUCCCCUAUUCGGGGGCCGACUUCAUCGACAAACGACGGGACUGCUUUGUCGCGAACGAGCUCGUCGGCUGAGGGCAGCGUCUCUGGUGAUAAUACGCUGUCGUCUCGUGGGCGAACAUUUCUCCCCCAGCGCAGUGGGUUGAGCCGCGAAGAUGGGGGUGGCACCAUGCAGGCGCAGGUCCGGUUUCAGGCACCGGGUACGAGGCUGGCGCGUCGAGAAGGAACCUCGCCGGUGAGAUCGUCGCCGCCCCAGCAGCAGCAGCAGCAGCAGCAGCAGCAGCAAACUGCCGUUAAAGGUGAUGAAAGGCGACAGGCCCCGUCAACCGCUACUUCAGGUUGUGGUUCGCCAGCCCGUCGACAGAGUAUCCGACAACCAAGCACGUUGAAGACCGACUCGACGAAGGGAAAUGUUCCAUCCUUGUCGAAGGGUACAGUGCCCACAUUUAGACCACCAUCCCCGCGCAAGGCGCCGGCCCUCCGAUCGACUACUCAGAAUAGCUCAACGGCCGGACGGCGGGCUGUUUCACCCAAGCGCACAGAGAUACUGCCUCCUCCACGACCGGCGCGGUCCGCAUCCCUCAAACAGCCACGUGAGGCUGGUGCAUUGGGUCCCUCGGCCUCGGUUCGAGGUCAUGUGCGCCAUCGCAGUCAAAUAGUGACGCCGACUACGAAAUCAACGCUGUCUGCUGCGUCACCAGCAACUGCCACCCCUCGGGCACCGCUAUCCACCGCGCGAUCACAAACACAAACGCCUGCCAAAAGGUCUAGCAAGCCCCCUACUCCGACGCCGGGAUCUACAUCGAGUCCCGAUGGGAUUCUCAUCCCCACAACCUGGCCAGACAUUGCCUCCUUACAGACAGAACUGCUUCAGCUCAGUCUGUUUCACUCAGGCUCAUUGCAACAGCAAGCCGAAUGGAAAUCGGCCGCAGAAACCCGCUUACGUCAACAGUUUGAUGUAGUCACACACCAAUAUCGGUCCAUCCAGGUGGAUGAGCAACGUCGCCAGUAUCAGACCAAUAUGCAGUCCCUGGUGCAGUGGCUCCAGAACUGCAGUGGCCACCAGGGUCUCGAUGGCUUCUCCGAACAGAUCCAAAUUUUUUCACAGGUGCUCCAGGAAGUGUGGGACCUUGGUGCAUCGGCGCACGUGAGUGGACAGUACACACGAGUUGUCGCUGCGUUUGAGAAGUGGCUUGAUCGUGCGAGUGAGAUUUGGAAUCACCGUGACACCACUGGUGCAAUCGAUGGAAAUGCAUUCAUCGAUCGCCUCGACCAGAGCUGGAAGGAUGCCGUGCGCGCCUUGCAGGUCGAUCUCGAACUCUGUGCGCGUAGACUGCAGAGUCUGUGUAUUCUGCCUUCUGCUUCUUCUCAAUCUUCUGGGGGAGAUGAGACAUCCGCGCAAUCUGCCCUUGCUCGGGUGGCGGAGGGUCUGGCGGAAUCCAUCCGUCUCAUGAUGCAGGAGAUACGCAUGAUGAGAUCGUUGGAAGAGGAGAUCGUCCUGUCAGAAAAGGACUAUGUGCGCGACAAGGUGAACGAGUUGACCAGGUCACAAGUGGAGACGGAGAUGAGGGCGCCCCGGCUGGCUGCCUGGAGCUCAGGAGGAUAG
Penicillium diatomitis is the source of this 1707-nucleotide messenger RNA. RefSeq lists its product as uncharacterized. NCBI's taxonomy places the organism in Eukaryota, Fungi, Ascomycota, Eurotiomycetes, Eurotiales, Aspergillaceae. The transcript is spliced from 2 exons. The coding region runs from base 1 to 1707 and encodes 568 amino acids. The record is from RefSeq and is a predicted model, not a curated record.